AUGCUCGGCUUACGACCAACCUUGAAGGCCCGGCCGUCGCUAGUGGAUCUCCUUCGGGGGAACAGUGCUGGAAACAACACCAGUGGCAGCAGCAGCAGGCCCAGCACUCCCACAGCUACAGGUACUAGCCCUCCUAAUACUGACCCAGAGCCAGCGUCGGAGCAGCAACAGCACCACCAGCACCACCAGCAACAGCCAGAACACGCUAAAGCCACAGCGAGGUUAGUGAACGACGCACUCGCUAUAGCUUCCACCCAAUCCCUGCCUACCACCUGCAGUCCCGUGCCAUCACCGACAGCUUCCACAGCUGCGAGCACCGUUGCUGCAGGUAUUAUUAUUACAUCUACAUCUCCAAACUCCCCUUCGACACCAGCACCGCCACCUCUUGCUGCCUCAUCGCCUGCAGCUUCACCUCGCCCUACCAUCCCUUCGGAAUCCCUACCUGAAGCUGCCCAGGCCUCGAAACCAGUCACACAAGCUUCCAAGAUGGCCCCGUCUGCGAAAGCCACUAAUGGCGACAAUGAUGGGCUCAAUUCUGGCAGGGUCUAUUCCGUCUCUGGGCCUGUCGUUGUUGCCGAAGAUCUGCUCGGUGUUGCUAUGUACGAGCUUGUCAAAGUCGGUCACGAUGAACUGAUUGGUGAGGUCAUUCGAAUCAACGCCGACCAGGCCACCAUCCAGGUCUACGAGGAAACUGCCGGUCUGACUGUCGGUGAUCCUAUCCAGCGAACUGGAAAGCCCCUAUCCGUCGAGCUCGGCCCUGGUUUAUUACAUAACAUCUACGACGGUAUCCAACGCCCACUCGAGAAGAUUCAGAAGCAGGCUCAGAGUAUCUACAUUCCCCGUGGUGUCGCUGCGCCAGCCCUGGAUCGUGAGAAGAAAUGGGAGUUCACACCCACAAUGAAGGUGGGUGACCACAUUUCAGGUGGUGACGUAUGGGGAACUGUCUUCGAAAACUCCUUUAUCAAAGUCCACAAGAUUCUGCUGCCGCCUAGAGCCAGGGGAACCAUCACAAAGAUUGCCCCCAAAGGCGAGUACACCGUCGAAGAAAAGAUCCUGGAGAUCGAAUUCAACGGCACCAAGACGGAACACGGUAUGAUGCAGGUGUGGCCGGUUCGUGUUCCCAGACCCACCACCGAGAAACUGUCCGCUAGCAACCCCUUCAUUGUCGGACAACGAGUCUUGGACGCCUUAUUCCCUAGUGUACAGGGUGGUACCGUCGCCAUUCCCGGAGCUUUCGGGUGUGGUAAAACAGUUAUUUCGCAAUCUGUCUCCAAGUUCUCCAACAGCGAUGUGAUCGUUUACGUCGGAUGUGGUGAGCGAGGUAAUGAAAUGGCUGAAGUUCUGAAAGACUUCCCGGAACUUUCCAUCGAGGUUGAGGGGCGCAGGGAGCCCAUCAUGAAGCGAACAACACUGAUCGCUAACACCUCCAACAUGCCCGUCGCCGCCAGAGAAGCCUCUAUCUAUACUGGAAUUACGGUAGCCGAAUAUUUCCGCGAUCAGGGAAUGAACGUGGCUAUGAUGGCUGACUCUUCAUCGCGAUGGGCCGAGGCUCUGCGUGAAAUCUCUGGUCGUCUUGGUGAGAUGCCUGCUGAUCAAGGUUUCCCCGCCUAUCUCAGUACCAAGCUCGCCAGUUUCUACGAACGUGCCGGCAAGACCCAAUGUCUGGGUUCUCCCGAACGUGAGGGUAGCGUGAGUAUUGUUGGUGCAGUCAGCCCUCCGGGUGGUGAUUUCUCGGAUCCUGUCACCAGUUCUACCCUAUCUAUUGUGCAAGUUUUCUGGGGUCUCGACAAGAAGCUUGCUCAGCGAAAACACUUCCCUUCCAUCAACACCUCAGUAUCAUACUCCAAGUAUACGAACACGCUUGACAAAUGGUACGAAAAGGAAUUUCCUGAGUUCCCUCGGCUCCGUGAUCGCGUCAGACAGCUUCUCUCCGACUCUGAAGAACUCGACCAGGUCGUACAACUAGUAGGCAAGUCAGCCUUGUCUGAUCCUGACAAGAUUACUCUCGAUAUCGCGACCCUGCUCAAGGAAGACUUCUUGCAACAGAACGGUUACUCGAAAUAUGAUCAGUUCUGCCCUCUAUGGAAGACCGAGUGGAUGAUGAAGCUCAUGAUGGGAUUCCAUGAUGAGGCACAGAAGGCGAUCGCUCAAGGCCAGAGCUGGUCCAAAGUCCGUGAAGCUACCAGCGAUCUGCAAGCCCAACUUCGAGGUCUCAAGUUCGAGGACCCCAACGACGGUGAAGAGGCUAUUUGCAAGAAGUACGAGGAGAUCCACCAGUCUUUGAUGGACAAGUUUGCGUCCGUGAUGGACGAGUAA
Molecule: messenger RNA, 2316 nt
Organism: Xylaria bambusicola
Lineage: Eukaryota; Fungi; Ascomycota; Sordariomycetes; Xylariales; Xylariaceae
Product: ATP synthase alpha/beta family, nucleotide-binding domain-containing protein
Exons: 9
Coding region: 1-2316 (771 amino acids)
Biological process (GO): proton transmembrane transport; ATP metabolic process
Cellular component (GO): fungal-type vacuole membrane; proton-transporting V-type ATPase, V1 domain
Molecular function (GO): proton-transporting ATPase activity, rotational mechanism; ATP hydrolysis activity; ATP binding
Source: RefSeq, a predicted model, not a curated record